AUGCCUCUCCUCACCUCCCCUCCCCUCCUGCCUCUCCUCCCCUCUCCUCCUGCCCCUCCUCCCCUCCCCUCCUGCCUCCCCUCCAUCUUCUCCCUCUCCUGCCUCCCUCUCCUGCCUCCCCUCCGUCUUCUCCCUCUCCUGCCUCCCCUCCAACUUCUCCCUCUCCUGCCUCCCUUCCCCUCCUGCCUCCCUUCCCCUCCUGCCUCCCCUCCCCUCCUCUCCUGCCUCCCCUCCCUCUCCUGCCUCCCUUCCCCUCCUGCCUCCCCUCCCCUCCUCUCCUGCCUCCCCUCCCUCUCCUGCCUCCCCUCCCUCUCCUGCCUCCCCUCCUCUCCUGCCUCCCCUCCCUCUCCUGCCUCCCCUCCCUCUCCUGCCUCCCCUCCCUCUCCUGCCUCCCUUCCCCUCCUGCCUCCCCUCCCCUCCUCUCCUGCCUCCCCUCCCUCUCCUGCCUCCCCUCCCUCUCCUGCCUCCCCUCCCUCUCCUGCCUCCCUUCCCCUCCUGCCUCCCUUCCCCUCCUGCCUCCCCUCCCCUCCUCUCCUGCCUCCCCUCCCUCUCCUGCCUCCCCUCCUCUCCUGCCUCCCCUCCCUCUCCUGCCUCCCCUCCCUCUCCUGCCUCCCCUCCUCUCCUGCCUCCCCUCCCUCUCCUCUCCUGCCUCCCCUCCUCUCCUGCCUCCCCUCCCUCUCCUGCCUCCUCUCCUGCCUCCCCUCCCUCUCCUGCCUCCCCUCCCUCUCCUGCCUCCUCUCCUGCCUCCCCUCCCUCUCCUGCCUCCCCUCCCUCUCCUGCCUCCUCUCCUGCCUCCCCUCCCUCUCCUGCCUCCCCUCCCUCUCCUGCCUCCCCUCCCUCUCCUGCCUCCCCUCCUCUCCUGCCUCCCCUCCCUCUCCUGCCUCCCCUCCCUCUCCUGCCUCCCCUCCCUCUCCUGCCUCCCCUCCCUCUCCCGCCUCCCCUCCCCUCCUGCCUCCCCAUCUCCUCAACAGUGAAAGUAGCUAA
Molecule: messenger RNA, 984 nt
Organism: Knipowitschia caucasica
Lineage: Eukaryota; Metazoa; Chordata; Actinopteri; Gobiiformes; Gobiidae
Source: the annotation of a GenBank genome assembly